Aspergillus oryzae RIB40 is the source of this 1878-nucleotide messenger RNA. RefSeq names its product mRNA export factor mexA. Bases 1 to 1878 code for a protein of 625 amino acids. Gene Ontology annotation, biological process: poly(A)+ mRNA export from nucleus. The transcript has 3 exons. Gene Ontology annotation, molecular function: RNA binding; protein binding. The record is from RefSeq and is a predicted model, not a curated record. Lineage: Eukaryota; Fungi; Ascomycota; Eurotiomycetes; Eurotiales; Aspergillaceae. Gene Ontology annotation, cellular component: nucleus.
AUGGACGCAGGCUCUACUCAAGGCCGUGUAAAAAAGGCGCGCGGGGAUUCUAGCCGCUCGGUGGCUACUGGACCACGGGCCCACACACGCGACAGGGCACUCGACGCUAUCCAAAAGGCUAUCUCGAGCAACACAAGUUCUCAGGCAAACGUCCGACAAGGUGGCCGAGGUAGUAAUCUGGAACAAGUUAGCAUUCGAGGAUGGAAACAGAGCAAGGCAGCGUCCAACCGCGACGGUGGCAUUGAAAGUCUAAUCACCUUCCUCGAAAAGAAACUCAACUCAUCCGACUCGAAAGCUGGCUCCCGCGCAAGGAUCACAAAGUCGCGGGUUGAAGGCGAUGCUUUCAUAGUAUCUAUCCGGUCGGAGUUGUUGGACAGGAUGCUGAAAAUGAAUGGCUUCAGUUUUGCAGGAGCUCCCCUUACGAUCCAGACAUAUGAUCCCUCCGCCAAUGGAAUGGACCAAACGAUGCUAUCCGAAGUGUCGCGGAAUAGCGGUGCCCCCUCGACCGCCGAUACCAAGUCCAAGAUGACUGCGAUCUUGAGCAAACGCUAUUUUCAACAGCAGAAAUUGCUCAACCUCUCUAAGCUUGGCAGCGACCCGGACCUGUUAGCAAUGGGAAUAUUUGAUAGCACAUCUACCGAGUCCAAGUUCUUCCCGGCGUUGAUGAAAGUAUGGGAAAUGAAUUUCGAUAGCUCUACAGCGCGACGUGAAGCUGUGGAGAGUGUCAGCCUUGCCGACAAUCAGCUCGCAAAUAUUACGGUCGUCACGACAUUAGCUCAAUCAUUCCCUGAUCUAAAGAACCUUGACUUAUCGAAUAACAACUUUAAAGACUCUCAGUCCUUAAUUGGAUGGAGAUGGAAGUUCCGAAAUCUGGAGUUCCUUGACCUCACCGGUACCCCUUUCAGCGCAGAUCCUACUUUCAAGGACACCAUGCUCAAGUGGUAUCCUAAACUACGAUUUUUGAACAACACGGAAGUUCGGACGGCGGAGGAAGUGGCCGCGCAGAAGAAGACACCAAUUCCUGUUCAGGCGCCGCAUUUCCAGGACGAAUCUCAAAUCGGAGAGAACUUUGUCAAGGCCUUCUUUGUUGGUUAUGACAACAACCGUACUGACCUUCUGAACGGUGUAUACGACAACAAUUCCACGUUCUCGCUCAAUGUUAACACCACUGCUCCGAGAGCCCAGCAGACUGAAACUGCGGCCUGGGAUCCUUACAUCAAGAAGAGUAGAAAUUUACUCAAGAUCAAUCAUCUUCCUGCGAGGAUGUCUCGUUCCUUUGUCGGUGCGGACAAAAUCCGUGAGAUGUGGAACAGCCUUCCUCAAACACGACAUCCCGACAUAGGAGCUCAGCCCGAAGAAUGGCUUAUCGAAUGUUUCCCCAUCCCUGGGCUUCCAGAUCCUUCCGGACAGAGCCCGACUGGCGUGGGUGGACUUCUUAUCAUGGUGCAUGGAAAAUUUGAAGAGAUCAAUGGGCCGAAGGUUGACCUUCGGAGUUUCGACCGGACAUUCAUCCUUGGACCUGGCGGAGGCAUGGGCGGUAUUAGGGUGAUCAACGAUAUUCUUUGUCUACGGGCUCAUGGGGGCCAUGAAGCAUGGAUGUUAGAGCAGCCAAUUGUCCAAGCAACCCAACCCGGACAACCCCCUGUCCAACCACCGGUUGCUCCUCCGGUUGCUCCCGAUGGUUACGGUAUGCCGGCACCAGGCAAACCGGAUGCCCAGGUGCAACAAGAGCAACUGGUCAUGCAAAUAAGCACUAAGACGGGCAUGACCCUGCCAUACUCUGAAAUGGCACUUUCCGGCAACGGUUGGAAUUUGGACGCUGCUUUGAAGAAUUUUGAGGAGCUCAAGCCCUUCUUCGCUGUAUUCCUUAAAUUUUAG